AUAUUUCUAGCUGUGUUGGAUUGUGUCUAGAAUGAGAGGUUUACUAAAGUAUAUAAAUUACUAAUUUUUUUCAGAGAGUCUAUGUAUAAAGUGUUUGCUAGUGUUGAAAUGGCAUCACUUACAUUACAGAAUGCAGAGGCAUAUUAGCUAUAAAGAAAGAUAAAUUGAAACCUGGAAGUUGCACAGGACUUUAAAAAAUGGCAUAAGCAUAUGUAUAUUUUUUAUUAUCAUGUGGGAUGGCUUGUAGAAUCACAUUGUUCUCUAUGGUUUAUCAUUUCUCUAUUUUGGACAGUAGAAUAUUGGCAUAGCUUUUGGGGAAUACAGUAUUGGAUAUGACAAAAUGUGUAAUAAACCUUAUGGAAGCUAAGCUGGCAGACAUCUUAAGAAAAUGGAUAUUUAUUUUUUUUCCAGCAGAAUCAAGUACGUUCCUAAUAGCCCUGGCAUUUUUUUAGUAUAUUCUUUAAAGCAUCACUGAUGGGUAAUGCUGUGGAAUACCUCAAAACUAAACCAGUUCAGCACUGUUAAAGAGAUACCCAUAAUAAUAUUCAUGUAAGCAUGAAAAUAUAUUUAUUUUCAAUUUAUCGUGGAGGAAGUUAAAUCACGAAUACAAUAUACUAUUUCAGCAGGAAAAGAUCUCACCAUGGCACCAUCAGGAAGAAAGCAUGGAGGAAAAGCUGGUAAACCAGCACAAGAAGAUCAGACCAUACCUAGUUAUGACUUUGAGGAGGAAAGAAAACUGAGUGGAUCAGAGGAAGACAUUAGAGAAGGUGACACACCAGUAAUGGACAAGCAUGGAAAGAAAAGACCUCUGGUGACUACUCAUGUUCCAGAUGAUGUGGGGGGUGAAGUACAGAAUAUGUUGGAGAGAUUUGGAGCUGACAUUAACAAGGCUCUCCUAGCUAAGAGGAAACGAUUAGAGAUGUAUACAAAAGCCUCACUCAAAACCAGUAACCAGAAGAUUGAACAUGUUUGGAAAACACAGCAGGAGCAAAGGCAGAAGCUGAAUCAUGAGUUCUCCCAGCAGUUUAUGACCUUAUUUCAGCAAUGGGAUGUAGAUGUGCAAAAGGCAGAGGAACAGGAAGAAAAACUAGCGAAUAUGCUUCGUCAGCAACAAAAAGUUUUUCAACAGGCAAGAAUAGUUCAAAGUCAGAGACUGAAAACCAUUAAGCAACUCUACGAGCAAUUCUUAAAGAGCAUGGAGGAGCUGGAGAAGAGCAAUGAAAAUCUUCUGGCUGGUGCCCAAAAUGAACUUCGCAAGGAAAUGGCGAUGUUGCAGAAGAAAAUUAUGAUGGACACUGUAAGUAUCACAUUUAUGAAGUUAGUUAAAUGCAAAAACAGGACAUUCAAUUUAACAUGAUAUAUUUGACAUUAAUUUAAUUCAAAGGAGUCAUAUUGAUACAGCAUUUGUUCGGCAUUAUCUCCUUUUCUUGUGACAGCAACAGCAGGAGAUGGCAACUGUUCGCAAGUCUCUUCAGUCCAUGUUAUUCUGAUGGCUCAGUGGAGAAGCAACAUGUACCUAAGUAACAUGAUACAAGUACAGGCAUUAGAAGGAUGUUGAGAUUUAAAUGUUUCAAGGUUCCUAUUAAGCUCUUUCCUGGAUUGUUCUAAUCUUGUCUGUUACUGUUGUAAGAACAUAUCUUAGUAAAUUUUUAUUACUGGGGAGCAGUAUGGACCCCAAACCA
Messenger RNA from Poecile atricapillus (Black-capped chickadee), 1682 nucleotides. RefSeq names its product synaptonemal complex protein 3-like. Gene Ontology annotation, biological process: meiotic cell cycle; spermatid development. Lineage: Eukaryota; Metazoa; Chordata; Aves; Passeriformes; Paridae. The transcript has 7 exons. Gene Ontology annotation, cellular component: synaptonemal complex. Bases 641 to 1357 code for a protein of 238 amino acids. The record is from RefSeq and is a predicted model, not a curated record.